UAAUGAGAUUUUUACUAUAUUACAGGGGUCAAAAUGAGAUUUUUACUAUAUUACAGGAGACAAAACAAGUAUUAAGCCUUUCCCUUACCCUAUAUACGAUUAUAGUGCGAAUGGCAUAAAGCUUUUAGCUCUCCAGUUUCUACAUUCUCCAAUGGCCAAACGCAUGAUUUCACGUUCCCUUCUUUCUUCUGUCAAAAGCUCUUCCCCCCAAAAUUUUCCCUCACUUUUUCACCAUCCAAUCACUACUAAAAUCUCAUCUCUUAAACCCCUUUCGUUUUUCUCCUCAUUUUCCAGCUACCAUCAACCAACUCACACCACUUCCCCACCCCUUUUCAAACUAACCCACAAAGACUGGCUCUCCCCGACCGAAAUCCUCAAAAUCUUUGACAAUCUUAAAGAUCCAAACUCUCUCAUUUCAGUCCUAGCCCAAUACUCAGCUCGCAAGGAUUAUAAACCAACUGAACCUCUCUUCACUUUGCUCAUCAACAAGCUCGCAUAUGCCCAGGAUUUUGAUUCCAUUGAAAAUAUAAUGGAAAAGCUCAAACGUGAAAAAGCCUGUCGUUUAUCCGAUGAAUUCUUCCAGAAUGUGAUUAAAAAGUAUGGGCAUGUCGGAGGUCGAAUCAAAAGGGCAAUCGAGAUCCUUUUUAGCAUGCCAGAAUAUGGGACUUGGCCUAGUGUUAAAACCUUCAAUAUCGUAUUGAGCUUACUCGUAUCGAACAAACUCUUUGAUGUUGUUCACGAGGUUUAUGGAAAAGCUCCCAAUUUGGGUGUUGAAAUCGAAGCUUGUACUCUGAAUAUUCUCAUUAAAGGGUUGUGUGAAAAUGGGAAAUUAGAGUUUGCAUUCCAACUGCUCGAUGAAUUUCCUAAACAAAGGUGUAAGCCUAAUGUUAGAACUUAUUCUACUUUAAUGCACGGGUUGUGCGAUAAGGGGAAGGUUGAAGAAGCUUUUGAGUUGAUGGGGAGGAUGGAAACGGAAGGAAUCGAUGCUGAUGCUGUUAGCUUUAAUAUCUUGAUUUCAGGUCUUAGGAAACAAGGUAGGAUUGAUGAAGGUGUGAAGCUGUUGGAAAUUAUGAAAAAGAAAGGGUGUUAUCCCAAUGCUGGGUCUUAUCAAGAGGUAUUGUAUGGUUUGCUUGAUGCUGCGAGGUUUAUUGAAGCAAAGGAGAUUAUGGGGAGAAUGGUUUUCGAGAGGGUUAAUCCUAGUUUUGAUUCAUACAAGAAGUUGAUUCAUGGUUUUUGUAAGGGGAAGAUGGUAAAGGAAGUUGAUUGGGCUUUAAAACAAAUGGUACGCCAUGGUUUUGUUCCGAAAAUGGGAAUGUGGAUUCAGAUUGUUGACUGUGUUUUUGCAAGGAAUAAGAACAACAGUUGUGAUUUUAGUUUACUUGGUGAAAUCAUCAAUAGCUAGCAGCAAUGCGAUGUUAAAUCAGUUAUCUUGCGGGUUCAGCUUAUGUUACUUGAGCACGGAUAUGAAUAUAGGAUAAGAAUGUCAUAUCUUCAUACCAAUACAUGAAUAUGUGUUGAAUAUAAGUGUCAGGUAAUAAGAACAACACUAGUGAUUGCAGUUUACUUGGUGAAGUCGUCAAAAGCUAGCAGCAGAGAUAUAAAUAGCAAUAGCAACUUUACCCUGUUGCCAUCCCUAUGGUAUUAUUAAUUAAAUUGUUUUUCUAGACGAUAUUAGUAUACUCACUUAAUUCUGUUACUUGUUGAUAAUAUUGAUAGUACUUCAAUUAAUGAAUUGUUGGUAUAUCAGUAUUACUCUAUUAAUCUUCAGCUCCUUUCACGCACACAUGAAAUUGCAUAGACUAUAGCAAGAAAACCUUUUAAAUUUGCAUUUCUUUCCAUAACUUUACAUGGGCAGUAAACCAGAGACUGAAGAUCAGAUACGUCCACAAUGAUGAAUGCUGGUGAAGUGAUGUAUAAUUUCAACAGAAUAGAGGAAGAAAGGAACAGAGAGAAGAGAAAGAGAAUUGAGGAAGAAGAAAGAAUUGAUUUCCUUCACAAAAUGGCAUAUCUGCUCAUUUCCCAUGCCAGUUUCUAUUAUGGCUGAGAAUUGGCAGUUACAAAGUCUGUUAUAGGGCUGUUCCUCGAGCAGUUGUAACAAACCGUCAAUACGCACCAUUUUCAUUCAACAUCAAAACUUAUAAUUUCAUUAAACCCUCAGCCCUAAAACACAGUGUUCAACUAGCUUUAGCUAAGAUUUUUAUUUCAUAACAUGAAACUACUCAUAAUCAACUCAUGAUUGACCGCCAUCGACUCGUGGUCUUCCUAUCAUCUUCAUGCUUGACCAUUUACUCCUUGAGGAUGACGAGGUCUCACAAUCUCUCUCUUAAUAUAAAAAGCAGCCAAAAAACAAGAAAACCAUUUAAAAACGGAGAAAAAGAUAAUAGCAGAACUUUAUGCACUUUUAACACUAGCUGUUACCCAAUAUUUAGAGGUUCUCAAGAGGUUGAUGAAUUCCAGCUUGGCGCAACAUGGCAGACUUGGGCCUAUGUAUCUCAACAUUGAAAGACAAGGAUCAUUUCGGAUGUUUCCUAGUGGUGCUAGAUUCAAUGUCUUAGGUUGCAGUGAUUUUAAUCGUUUCAAGAUUUUCCUCUGAAAAUGGACUCAAUAAUGCUGCCAUGAUGGGCUAUGCCUUUGAUCCUAAUAAAAAUUAUGUUUUCGUGAUCGGGAAGUUGUCUGGUGGUGAACUUUGUUGUGUCAUCACUGAAAAUCUUGCAGAUGAUGGUCCUAGGAUGCGUGCUGAAGCCAUUGCAGAAAGGAUUUGUCAAGUGCUUGAACGUAACUGGAAUAUCUAAAUUGUUCACCUUGUUUGCUCAACAGCUAACAUUUUUUUCCUUUGAUUACCCAAAAUAGUCAUACUAACAAAUGUGGCUGUGAUUUUGUAUUGUAUUUUUUUAGUUUAUUAUCAUCAAGAUAUUGUUGGUAGAUAUCAGAAGCAAAGCAUGUGGAUGCAAAAUCUUGAAUCUAAA
Molecule: messenger RNA, 2966 nt
Organism: Gossypium arboreum
Lineage: Eukaryota; Viridiplantae; Streptophyta; Magnoliopsida; Malvales; Malvaceae
Product: pentatricopeptide repeat-containing protein At3g14580, mitochondrial
Exons: 7
Coding region: 152-1402 (416 amino acids)
Biological process (GO): RNA splicing
Molecular function (GO): protein binding
Source: RefSeq, a predicted model, not a curated record